Scleropages formosus (Asian bonytongue) is the source of this 4517-nucleotide messenger RNA. Its product is annotated as vasorin-like. Gene Ontology annotation, molecular function: protein binding. Gene Ontology annotation, cellular component: plasma membrane. The record is from RefSeq and is a predicted model, not a curated record. Lineage: Eukaryota; Metazoa; Chordata; Actinopteri; Osteoglossiformes; Osteoglossidae.
GCGAGGAGUCGCAUUCCAGCGCGCGAUCGCCGUAGAGCCGCUCGCCCACAUCGGAACAUCCGCACGAGCUCGGCUCGCCCCGCCAUGGCCGCGGACGGAUCGUGAACGCGCCUUUUAUUGAUUCCCAUUAAUUUCUCCCCCCGGCCCGAUUCGACGAUUCGCUCUUGGCUUGGGGUCCGAUCCCGCAGCCCGAUUUCUGUGGAGACGUUACUAUGGAGGCUGCCAUCUUCUUCCCCCUUCUUCUCCUCAUCCAGCAGCCGCUUGCACUAAAUGCUUACUGUCCAACCGACUGCUCGUGCGCAAAUCCUCAGUCGAUUUUCUGCUCUGAGCGCCUUUCCCCAUCUGUACCUCAAGAGUUACCUCGAAAUGUCAAAUAUCUCUACCUCUUCCAGAACGGCAUCGAGGCUCUGAGCUCUGAAGACUUCUCCGGACUUGAUCAAUUGGAGAUGUUGGACUUGAGUCAGAACAAACUCUCUGAACUGCCAGGCAGAGCCUUCGAGCAUUUGGCCACAUUGCGAAACUUGGACUUAUCCUCCAACCAAAUCACCCAUAUCGCUGAGCAUAGCUUCUCCGGGCUGGCCAUACUGGAGAGGCUCUAUCUCUUCGACAACCGCAUCGAGAGCAUCCAUCCAGCUGCCUUCCAGGGGCUGGAGCGACUUCUGGAACUAAAGCUUCAGAAGAAUUUGCUAACAGUUUUGCCUGAGCUUCACUUACCCAAGCUGCUCCUGUUGGACCUCAGCUUCAAUCGUAUCCCUCCACCAGGCCUCAGUGACCUCAGUACGCCGAAUCUAGAGUCCCUAAAGUUGGCUGGGUUGGGCCUUGCUACCUUGAACGAGGAACUCUUGAGGAACUUGGCUAACCUAAGAGAGCUGGAUGUGUCCCACAACCAACUCCAUGUUGUGCCCCAGGCAAUAAGUAAGGCCCGUGGCCUGACUGGGCUCAAUCUUGCUGCCAAUCCUAUGGGCAAGCUUCGGCGGGAGGACCUCCAAGACCUGACCAGUCUUCAGCAACUCGACCUCAGUGCCCUGAAACUGCUGGGCUUUCCUGAGGGCUUCCAGGACCUUUUCCCUCGGCUAGUGAUGCUGACUGCUGCAGAAAACCCCUUCAACUGUGUAUGCGAGCUAGCCUGGCUGCCAGGCUGGCUGCAAAGCCGCAAGAUGUCCCUGGGCCAGCCUGAGAAAACACGCUGCCACUUCCCCCCUCGUAAUGCUGGCAAGGAGCUGAGCAGCAUGAAGUUCUUGGACUUUGGCUGUCCUGCCACUACUGCUGCUUCCAGCAUCAUCAUCAGUAGCACCGCUAAGCUGCUGCUUCUUACAACUCCGUCAGAAGCAACACCUGCCCCACCUGAGCUCCUUCCCAGUGACAAACCCUCUGUGAUGGCAGACGGUGACGCCCCUGUCACAUUCCAGCCAUCUCCCAGCAGCACUGUGCAAGAUCCCACUGUGGCACCUCUCUGCCCGAACGGGGGCGCUUGUCAACUUGAGCCACAGGCACCAUCUGAAUGCACCUGUCUUCUGGGUGCUUCAGAGUCCUGUUGCGAGACUCAGGAGGAAAGUCUUGAAGUAGUAGAAAUUCCUACAGUUACUUCAGCCCCCAACAAACCUGAUAUUGUUGCUCGGGAGUCAACCAGCACAGCCAUCCAGCUAGACCUGCACCGUUAUGUGGAUGCACGACCUCGCAUCCGGGGCAUCCGUCUCACCUACUGGAAUCUCUCUGGGCCAGACAAGAGGCCCAUGCUGCUGAAUUUGCCCACCUCUUACGUAAAGUACACCCUUCGGGGGCUUCAGCCCAACUCCACCUACUACAUCUGUGCUACCCCCCACGGUGAGCCUAGUGCAGAGGGCCAGAACUCAUGCACGGAGGCAUCCACCACCAUCUCCCAGCAACACCUGUUCUCUGAGCAGCCAAUAAAAGAGAGCCAUAUGACCACAGCGCUUGCCGUGACGUUAGCCACUGUUUUGGUGGUGCUACUAGUAGCAAUCAUCAUGGGAGUUGCCUGUUACUUGCACAGGAGAAGGGAAAAGGGUCACAAGGAGCCAGACUUGGGAGAGCCAUCACCCCUGGAGUUGGAAGGGGUCAAACCCUUCAUGGACAAUGGAAUGCUGUUACAGAAGCAUCCAGAAAUCCUGGCAUCCCUGGCCCAGAAUGGCGCCGAGUGCGAGAUUCCCCUUUCACCAGAACAAUUUCCAGGCAACAACAAUAUGGCCACCACGAAGCCUUCUUACUUCUGACAGCUGUUGUGUGGUUUGAUCCGCCCACCCAUUGUGGAACGCUUAUGUUCCUCUUGUCACGUUUUCCCCUUGCUGGAAAGGCAGAGACUCUGAGACUUUUGGGUUUAAAGGCCUUGAAAGAACUAAUGAGGGAUAGAUUGACAAUCAAUCAGCCAAACUGGUUCAAGUGCAAUUUUGUGAGGGAUCCUAAAAAGGCAUAUUUCAAGUGCCUUCAUAUAGCUUAUAUUUUUGUAAUGGCUAUAUUUUUUUAAACGUGACUAUUUACAAUCAAGAUGCUGGACUAGUGGAGGGCAUCGGGUUCCGUUAGGAAACACACCUAGACCUACUACACUUGCUCUUGACAAAGGGUGCUGGGAAGUCGAAGACAGAGAUGAAGACAAAAGCAGUUCAUGGUACAAUGGGCUCCCCCUGCAACUUUGCACCCAGGUUCUCCAGCCCUCUACAUUGCACUGAAGAAGGGAGCCUUGCGUUGGUGGUUAACGCACCGAUCUAUGACUCUGCGGUGUGACGUUGGAGUAGGAUGGGGGUACUGGCCUGCAGCGUAGUUUAACUGCUGAAUGUUCAUGCACCCUGAGUUUCCUGGCGUUGUUCCGAAGAGGUGACUACCAAGCACCCCACCACCCUUGCCUACAGAGCAGGAAACAGAAUUCCCAGAAUGUCCCAGCAGGAUUCCACCCAGUCUGGAACGUUGAAAGAAAACAGGACAGAAUCUGCAAUUUUCCAUUCAUUAAAAAUCGCCAUUUUCAUCAGCUAAUAUAUUUAUCACAUCAUGUAUCAUUCCCAUACACGUUUGAUCAAUAGAUGCUGAUGUAUCCCCUUGCGCAUUUUGUUUAUAUUCAUUUUCUAGAGAUAAAAUCUGCAACUUUAGCCACGAGCAUGUUUCUUUAACCUCUGAGACAGCUACUUGCCCCCGAGCCGCACCGUGGUGCUGUUACAAAUGCACAUUCUGUGCGGGUUUCGCUUGCCUGCUGCCAACCAGACUGUGAAAAGUUCAGAUGCAAGGCCGGCUCGGUGCGUAAUUUUGCUUUUCCUGUCUGCAGAGUCAAAGUUAAAGCUGGAAUAAUAUUGUGGGUGAACGCGGAGGCAGGAAGGCACACAGUCUCUCUCACACACACACACACACACAGAGCGCAAAGUUCAGCUGCAGCCACAUCUUCUGUAUUGUCAUCUGUUGUCUUCGCACAGUUCUGCACCUAGAAGAGCAUACAGAAAUCUGUUGUUCAGCGGCGCGGUAUAAUCGCCUCUCUGAAAAGUUCACCGGCAGUGUGCUUCCUGGGGUCUAACUUCCAUCGUGUUUGACCAGCAAGCCCACAAUAUCGUCCAGUGUGCCACCGAGCAGGUUCCUCACAUGCUUACUUUUGAUCUCAUAACGCGUGUAUGUUCCAUGUAUACAACGGCAACGCACAUCCGCACGCUCCCUGUGCUGCGUGGAACAGCUUGACAACCCGCCGAGCUCGGAAAGGGGGCGAAAACCCGGAGAGUGUUUUACACUUCCUCGCAAAUCCCUCUGGGUGCUGAGAGGCCAUGGACUGAAAGGACCUUCAAAUGUAGCUGUGGCCUCUAUUGACCAUUUGACCUUCAAAGGUCCAAAGGCGAUCUUCUUCUGCUAUCUGGAUGGGGUCUUCACAGAAGGUGGGGGUUGCGAUAGGAGUAGAGAAAUGCUGUUUUGAGGGGAAUAGUGGAGCAAAUCGGCAAGACAAGAAAAAGUGGAGAAGUUUGUUCUGGGGGAGGGGCUGAAGGAACAGCUUUUCUUUAUCUGACCGCUUCUCUGGAUCUUCUAACUCCGUUGCUUUGCACCCUUCCACUCUUCCCUCAUUCUCUUCCUUGUCUUGUUUUAAAAUGGCAAGCAAAUGGUGUUUCUGUCAUGACUACCGAAAUAUGCGUUCGUCACCGAAGAGCAAGAGGAUUGAAAAUCGCAACUGGAAUGGAUUGUGAUAUACAGACACGUAGGCACUGAAAUGCUUCACUGUUUUCAGUACGGUUGAAUUUUCCCUCUUUGUUUAGGGAACAUUUGUCAUUCUCUCUGUCUGGUGUCCUGGUUCGGACAGCGUGUACUUAAAUGUAUGGUAAUUUCGAUGCUCUUUCACAAAAAAAAGGAAAUAAAAAAACAAACCAUUAUUGAUGCUUUUUUCAUUCUUUCUAUUGCAACGGAUGAUGCUGCUGGCAGUAGCUGGCGUUUCGUGUACAAAUACAAUCCAUCUAUCCGCCUUUGCUGACGACACGCAUCAAGAGAUCCUCGUGGAGCAUUAUGAGAAGAACGCAUCACGGCAUCAGUGUAUUUCCAGG